GGCGAGGAAGCUAAUGCUCAAGCUAAUGUGGAUGAUACUGUCGACAUUGACAAGUAUAUUGAAAAAAUGAGAAAGUAGAUGAGAAAAGUAUUGAAUGGUGUCGACAAUAAUGAGGAUACUAACAAGGUUGAUAAACAAAAUGACGAAGAUGUGAUAUGUAUCGAUUCAGAUGAGAGCAACGAUGAGCAAGUUGAGGGCAAUUGCAAGGAUUCGAAUGAAAAUGAAUGGCCAGUAGAAGCUCUUGAUGAGUACAUCGAAAUUCUGUUGAAUAAAGAGCCAAUAACGCACCCAGCUAAUCAUCUGAUUAAGAAGGAAGAGAUUCCAGAAGCUCACAUGCAUGUAACAAAAAACAGGAUGCAGGAAAUACCGAUGAAGAAGAUUGAAGUCCAGCAGCAUAUCAAUAAGAGAUUACAUGAACAUCCGAUUAAAAGAGACAUUGACAAGGAAGACAUAUUGCCCUUGAAGAAAGUUAAGACAGAAAGUGGAGAAGAACAGAGAAAAAAUUUUGAUUUUCCAAAAAAACCUACAUUUCAAAAGGAUACUGCUGAAAGUUCUAUUGAACAAAUUAUCAAAAGUAUAUCUGACAAGUUUCAUGAUCGGAAGAAAAAUGAUAGUUUGUGUGCAAAGGCAAGAGUUAUUUGUACGCAUUUGCUAACUGUGAAAGAACAAUAUAGAAAUAAGUGUUUCUUUGAAAUAUCCAUUCAUUUAGAUCAAUAUAAAAAAUAA
Molecule: messenger RNA, 726 nt
Organism: Nasonia vitripennis (jewel wasp)
Lineage: Eukaryota; Metazoa; Arthropoda; Insecta; Hymenoptera; Pteromalidae
Exons: 2
Coding region: 79-726 (215 amino acids)
Source: RefSeq, a predicted model, not a curated record